UUUUCCCAUGAGCUUGAGCGAUCUCUAUCAGAAUUCCCUGAAAUCCCAUACUUGCCUAACAGUGCUCCUCCCAUACUAGCCACAGACUCACAUCUCACAUUUAUGAUCGAGCCCCACUUUCUCCUUUCAUGUCCUCGCCAUUAAAUGUUCGGUGCCCUCACAGCAAUGCCGUACAUCCUCAUUGUAACCAUGAAGAAGUCCCUUCUUGUAGUUCAAUCACAAAGCUCAGAGAGUGAUUCUGAUGGCACUGAUCAAGCUCACAACCAGAGCAUCGUAGUUCCGACUACAGUCAUUGCGAUAGCCGAUAGCAUCCAAAAGAAAGAUAACUCAUGGGUUGUUACUUCCCAAAUCGCUACAGAUCUAUCGAUUCAAGUUCAAGACGUCACUUUUACUGUUCACAAGUAUCCCUUGGUAUCAAAAUGUGGCUACAUAGGCCGCCUGGAACUUCAGCCUUCGAUUUCAAAUUUUGGGUACGAACUCAAGCUUGAAAACUUCCCAGGUGGAUCAGAAGCAUUCAAAAUCAUUCUAAAAUUCUGUUAUGGUCUCCCGUUAGACUUAAACCCUAGCAACAGUGCUCCACUACGAUGCGCAUCAGAAUUCCUAGAAAUGAGUGAAGAGAUUGAUGAUGGAAAUCUCAUCUCAAAGACAGAAGCUUUCCUCACAUUUGUAGUCCUCUCAUCGUGGAAAGACACCAUCACUGUUCUCAAAUCAUGCGAAACUUUAUCUCCAUGGGCUGAAAAUCUUCAAAUAGUUAGAAGAUGUUGUGACUCAAUAGCAUGGAAGGCUCCUAGAGACAAUUCAAUGGUUAAUGAUGAAGGAUGGUGCUUUGAUGAUGUGGCUUCCCUUCGCAUUGAUCAUUUCAUGAGAAUUAUAACUGCAAUAAGGGCAAGGGGAGCAAAACCAGAGAUCAUAGGUAAAUGUAUCAUGCGAUAUGCAGAUAGAUGGUUGCCAGGCAUGGAUGCAGAGUUAGAAGGACUAAGAGGGUAUGGGUAUGGAAAGAAUGAACUGCAGUUCAGUAUUUUGAUCGGAAGGAAGGAGGACGAGGGUAUUGAACAUAGCAAGGAGCAAAAAUCUAUUAUUGAAAGCCUAGUAAGCAUACUUCCUUCUCAACCAGAAGCAGCCCCAUGUAAGUUCUUGCUGAAGAUGUUGAAAAUGGCAAUGGUUUACUCUGCAUCCCAAGCUUUGAUUGCAGAGCUUGAGAAGAGAGCAGGGAUGAUGUUGGAGAAUGCCAAUGUGAAUGAUCUUUUGAUUCCUAAUUAUAAAAGUGAAGAUCAGGGGAAAAUGGUCAAGUCACUUGAAAAACAAACAAUGCACAACACAGAUGUGGUACAAAGAAUGGUGGAGUAUUUUUUGAUGCAUGAACAAGAGAAGCAACAACUGCCACCGACAUCAGGGAAAUCAAGUGUUAGCAAGCUUUUGGAAAAUUACCUAGCUGAGGUAGCAAAGGACCCUAAUCUUUCCAUUACCAAAUUUCAAGUUUUGGCUGACGCCCUGCCAGAGAGAGCUCGGUCAUGUGAUGAUGGUCUUUAUAGAGCCAUUGACACCUAUCUCAAGACUCAUCCUUCGCUCUCUGAGUACGACCAAAGAAGGCUAUGCAAAAUAAUGAGCUGUGGGAAGCUAUCACUUGAUGCGCGCAUGCAUGCAGCACAAAAUGAUAGGUUGCCUCUAAGAACAGUGAUUCAGGUGUUGUUCUCAGAGCAAGUAAAGAUGAGGGCAGCAAUGCAAGGAAAAGAACCAGCAGCAAGUGAUAACAACUCAGAACAGGAAAUAACUCAAACAUCAACAAAAACUGAGAUCAUGACCUUAAGAGCAGAACUUGAGAACGUAAAGACGCAAAUGACAGAGCUGCAGAGGGACUAUUCUGAACUGCAACAUGAAUAUGAAAAGCAAAACAACAAGCAUAGAAAUGGAUCAGCUUGGAAUUUUGGGUGGACAAAGAUCAGAACAUCAGCUCUUUUCCAUAGAAAAUUAGAUGGGAAUGAAGGUGGAGAAGGACACCAGAGAUCAAAUUCACUUGGUAGCAAAAUCAAUUUCAGAAGACGACUAUCCAUAUCAUAAAAUUCUAGUCACCAAGCCCAACUCCCACCCCCACAAAUUCUUGUUUGAUAUCAAUAACACUGUUUUCUUAGGGUAAGUUCACCUGUAAGAACAAGCUUGGGUACAUCUUGCUUGUCAAAGCAUAUAAUCAACUAAGUUGUGGUUUCAUCCGAUGUAAAAAAAAGGCUUGCAAGGAAUAGAAUAAUUCCAGUACAUUACGGCA
Molecule: messenger RNA, 2260 nt
Organism: Populus trichocarpa (black cottonwood)
Lineage: Eukaryota; Viridiplantae; Streptophyta; Magnoliopsida; Malpighiales; Salicaceae
Product: BTB/POZ domain-containing protein DOT3
Exons: 6
Coding region: 145-2058 (637 amino acids)
Molecular function (GO): protein binding
Source: RefSeq, a predicted model, not a curated record